Messenger RNA from Mustela erminea (ermine), 1995 nucleotides. It is a transcript of the gene POPDC3, whose product is annotated as popeye domain containing 3. Bases 585 to 1460 code for a protein of 291 amino acids. The record is from RefSeq and is a predicted model, not a curated record. The transcript is spliced from 4 exons. NCBI's taxonomy places the organism in Eukaryota, Metazoa, Chordata, Mammalia, Carnivora, Mustelidae. Gene Ontology annotation, molecular function: cAMP binding. Gene Ontology annotation, cellular component: sarcolemma.
CGGGGGCGCCUCGGCUGCCGCCUUCCGGGAGCUGUCCGCACCCUCGCACCUAGCGCGCUUUGGUGCAACUUUGCCGGCGCGACUUCUACCCCGGCCCCGCCCCAGGGUGGGGGCUGCGAGGCUGCCGACCCCCCGGGACCGCCUUUGCUUCGCCGCCCUGUGCCCCGCGCUGCCAGCACCGCCGCUCCGCUCCCGGCCCCGCUCCCGGCCCGGCUCGGGCCAAUUCGAGCCCCGGAGUCCGGGUUGCGCCGCUCGCAGCUCCGCCGGCUGAGAGUCCGCGGCUGAGGGCUCCGCGCGCACCAGCCCCUGGCAACAGUCGUCUGCUCUAGAGGAAACUAAAAUAUCUGUGGACUAGAUCUUAUGAACUUAAAGUCUAGUCUGUGGACUAGACCAGAUGAACUUAAAGAAGCUAGCCUGGGAUUUUUAGUGUUUCAAGAUCUAAUCACUCCAACCCCAGGGUCCAGGCUGUCUCCGGUUUUAUAAGGACAUAGGGAAACUCUGAUGAUGGAAAAACAAAGGACUUAACUACUCGCUUCCGUAUCAUCUAAUGUCAGCUGAAGAGUGAACCAGACAGAAGGACAGCCAUGGAGAGAAACUCAAGUCUGUGGACGAACCUGAUAGAUGAGCACCCAGUCUGCAUCACCUGGAAACAGGAGGCCGAAGGAGCCAUUUAUCAUCUUGCCAGUAUUUUAUUCGUCGUAGGUUUCAUGGGCGGCAGUGGAUUCUUCGGGCUCCUUUACGUCUUCAGUUUGCUGGGCUUGGGUUUUCUCUGCUCUGCCAUCUGGGCUUGGGUCGAUGUCUGCGCGGCCGACAUAUAUUCCUGGAAUUUCGUGCUGUUCGUCAUCUGUUUCAUGCAGUUCGUUCACAUUGCGUAUCAAGUGUGCAGCAUAACUUUUUCCCGAGAAUUCCAGCUGUUGUACAGCUCCCUUUUCCAGCCUCUGGGGACCUCGUUGCCCGUCUUCAGAACAAUUGCUCUGAGCUCUGAAGUGGUGACUUUGGAAAAGGAACACUGUUACGCCAUGCAGGGGAAGACCUCCAUUGAUAAACUCUCCCUGCUAGUUUCGGGGAGGAUCAGAGUGACCGUUGAUGGCGAAUUUCUGCAUUACAUUUUCCCCUUCCAGUUCCUGGAUUCGCCUGAAUGGGACUCACUGAGACCCACAGAGGAAGGCAUCUUUCAGGUAACCCUCACAGCAGAAACUGAUUGUCGCUAUGUGUCUUGGAGGAGAAAGAAAUUGUAUUUGCUCUUCGCUCAGCAUCGUUACAUCUCCCGCCUGUUUUCAGUUUUAAUUGGCAGUGACAUUGCAGAUAAACUCUAUGCCUUGAAUGACAGGGUAUAUACAGGAAAAACAUACCACUACGAUAUUCGGUUACCCAACUUCUAUCAAAUGUCAAGUCCAAAAAUACGCAAAUCACCCCUGACAGAACAUUUCCGGAAUUCCAAACGGGGUUGUGAUAAGUGAUAUCAGACUCGGAAGUUUUAUAAUCAUAGAAAAGACCCUCUUUGUCAUUCCCCAAAUGAAAUACAGAAAAUUGCACUCACUAUUAUUUUUAUAAAUCAAACUCCGAGGCAAGAUGCCACUGCCAGCUGUUUGACUCAUCUCAGCUUCUGCAUAGUGAAUAAAGUUUACAAAUUUCUCUGUAUUUCUUAUUGGAAUAAAUGGGGAGGGGGAAAUGAAUAACUGUGCGCAGUUUCUCCUUUUCUGUGUCAGAACUGGAAGAAUGGAAUAUUGUGUUCUCAAAUAUUUCCUCAGAUCUAUUCAAAUCUGAUGUCCUGCCCUAUUGAGUUGGACACUGCUUCUCAAGCAGCAGCCAGAAAGUGCUCUCAGCAUGAGAGUGGGCUGUGACUGUCCACAUCAGUGUUUCCAGAACUGACUUUUGGCCACAACCUCUGAAAAAAGCAAGGUGGAUUACUGUGGUAGGCAGCAAUUAUUUAUUUUAAAUGUGAAGUUGUUUACUAUGACUAGAAAGUAGAAUAAAUGCGAGAGAUGAUCUGUC